AUGUCCUAUUUUCCAAUUCUUUUUUUUUUCCUCAAAAGGUGUCCAAGCUACACAGAGCCACAGAAUCUCACAGGUGUCUCAGAAUUCCUUCUCCUGGGACUCUCAGAGGAUCCAGAAUUGCAGCUGGUCCUCGCUGGGCUGUUUCUGUCCAUGUACCUGGUCACGGUGCUGGGGAACCUGCUCAUCAUCCUGGCUGUCAGCUCUCACUCCCACCUCCACACCCCCAUGUACUUCUUCCUCUCCAACCUGUCCUUGGCUGACAUCAGUUUCACCUCCACCACGGUCCCCAAGAUGAUUGUGGACAUGCAAACUCACAGCAGAGUCAUCUCCUAUGCAGGCUGCCUGACUCAGAUGUCUUUUUUUGUCCUUUUUGCAUGUAUGGAUGACAUGCUUCUGAGUGUGAUGGCCUAUGACCGGUUUGUGGCCAUCUGUCACCCCCUGCACUACCGAGUCAUCAUGAACCCACACCUCUGUGGCUUCUUAAUCUUGUUGUCUUUUUUUAUUAGUCUUUUGGACUCCCAGCUGCACAAUUUGAUUGUGUUACAGCUCACCUGCUUCAAUGAUGUGGACAUUUCUAAUUUCUUCUGUGACCCUUCUCAACUCCUCCACCUUAGGUGUUCUGACACCUUCAUCAAUGAAAUGGUCAUAUAUUUCAUGGGUGCCAUAUUUGGCUGUCUCCCUAUCUCAGGGAUCCUUUUCUCUUACUAUAAAAUUGUUUCCUCCAUUCUGAGAGUUCCAACAUCAGAUGGGAAGUAUAAAACCUUCUCCACCUGUGGCUCUCACCUGGCAGUUGUUUGCUUAUUUUAUGGAAGUCUUGUAGGGUACCUCAGUUCAGCUGUGUCGCCAUCCCCCAGGAAGAGUAUGGUGGCUUCAGUGAUGUACACUGCGGUCACCCCCAUGCUGAACCCCUUCAUCUACAGCCUGAGGAACAAGGACAUUCAAAAUGCCCUGUGCAGGCUGCGCAGCAGAAUCAUCAAAUCUCAUCAUCUCCAUCCUUUUUGUUACAUGGGAUAG
Messenger RNA from Pongo pygmaeus (Bornean orangutan), 1014 nucleotides. RefSeq names its product olfactory receptor 7E24-like. Lineage: Eukaryota; Metazoa; Chordata; Mammalia; Primates; Hominidae. Gene Ontology annotation, biological process: G protein-coupled receptor signaling pathway. The record is from RefSeq and is a predicted model, not a curated record. Gene Ontology annotation, molecular function: G protein-coupled receptor activity; olfactory receptor activity. Gene Ontology annotation, cellular component: membrane.